Messenger RNA from Xenia sp. Carnegie-2017, 1928 nucleotides. Its product is annotated as carbohydrate sulfotransferase 5-like. Gene Ontology annotation, biological process: N-acetylglucosamine metabolic process; sulfur compound metabolic process. The record is from RefSeq and is a predicted model, not a curated record. Gene Ontology annotation, molecular function: N-acetylglucosamine 6-O-sulfotransferase activity. NCBI's taxonomy places the organism in Eukaryota, Metazoa, Cnidaria, Anthozoa, Malacalcyonacea, Xeniidae.
CAAUUGAAACAAGACCAUAAUUUAAAUACGACAACAACGAAACGAAAGAUGUUUAUAAAUACUUUAAAAUGGGGAUAGGUUGUGAGCAACAAGGUAACAGUCGCGUGUCUGCCAUCGUUUCGACAAUAAUGUGAACACUUUGAACAUCGUUGAAAUGCACCAGAUAUGUUCAUCUGCCUCUAUAAAAACACAUUCAACACGAGAGCUACAACGUCUUGGUGGCAAUGGGCGGUAAUUCUGGCUUUCAUUCUUUUUCUUUACACUUUGUUCGUGUCCGUAUUUCUUCCAGUCUGCAUUUACGACAUGAAAGAAACUAGAUUCUUUAAAAUCGAAAUGCUCGAAGAUUCUUCUGAAACUCGUCAAACGCAACAAAUUAUGAUUGACGAACUACGUUCGAACAACACAAAACUAUUGAAAGAAAUUAAGAAACUCCAGGUAACGGUCGGCAUACACGAGAGACUGGAAAGAGUAACGGAAAAAGAUUGGUCGUUGGCGACCGUGGGCAACAAACGACAUCAAAAUGUCCUCAUCACUUCCAUACCAAACUCGGGCGAGUUGUUCUUCGGAGAUUUCUUCAAUCACCAUCGUGACGUGUUUUACUUGUUUGAGCCAUUUCAUUCGCUUGAAUAUUUCAAAGAAAACAGACACCCAAAGGAGUACACGGCACUCUUAGUGAGUUUCCUGCAAGGAAUACUUGCCUGCAACUUCGAACGUUUCAAUUUUACGCGAAAUUUGUCGCUUCAUUACAGAGCGCUAAUUCACCGACUGGCAAGUCGUGAACUCUCCGAUCCUCCACUUUGCCCACGAGUAGAAAAAGGCCACUACUACAACAUAAGAUAUUGUACGAAGAUUCAAUCCCCAACACUGACCGCAAUUUGUAAACUGCAUAGUCAUACAGUGGUCAAAACGACCCAAAUGACGAAUAUUGAAACGUUAAUACGAAUGAACAGCAACAUGCUGAGCGCCAAGCGCAUCUUGGAGCUUGUGCGUGACCCACGCGCGAUUUUGUACACGCGCUCGAAAACCAUGGAAAACGCAAGCGAUUAUUGGUUUGCUGAAGAGGCGAGAAAAAUUUGUCGGCAACAAUGGAAGAACAGAGAGUUCGUGGAAAAAUACAAAAGCAAUGGAGAAGCUAUUUCUUUUACGUUAGUCAAAUACGAGGAUCUCGUUACCAGUCCUUUUGAGGUAUUCGACAAUCUAUGCCGUGAUUUGGGUUUGCCUAAAAGUAAGCAUGCCAGAUCAUGGCUAAGAGAUGCUAUCACCAAAGGCUUCGAAUGGCCUGCAUCCGUGGAAGAGAUGGAAACGGGGAUAUAUUCGAAAACGAGGCAAAACCUCACGCAUAGUUUGUCAGAAUGGAGUACAGGUCUGAGUAUGAAACAGGUCAGGACGAUAGAAAAGAAAUGUAGGUCAACAAUGAAGAAAUUAGGUUAUGAAGAGCACCACAAAACUUAGUCUGAUAGAAUGAUUAAAAUUGGCGUAGAUAGCAUCGGCAUUUGGGGAAGGGAGAGGCAAUUGUCACGUAUGCAUAUUAUAAACUGCAGAAAACAACUAUUUUCAAUUGAACUUAUUAGUGCAAAGGUUCUAACAACUUCUGCCUUUUCGACUUAUAAUUUAAGCCAACCACGUUUGUACAAUUUUAAUUUAUUUAUAAUAACAAUAUACUCUUACUGCAUGUUUAAUGUUUAUACGUAAGUUGAAUGGAACAUAAACAAACGCAUCCAAGGGCUUCUAAUGACAAUCAAUUGAAUUUUGAAAUAUAUAAGCCUUUUGACAAAACAAAGUUUUUGCAAUAAUAACAAUUGAUCUUUUGUAUAGUCAAGUAUGGCCCGUUUCAACACUCUAUGGAUUUGCACUCUAUCAAUGAAAUCUUGAAAAUAGACUCGGCAUAUUGUACAAAGUGAACAAAUAGAAUUUAACUCGGUCAAGUA